CCAUCCGCCUCCAUGUCCCGUCUGUCUUUUCCCUUCACAAGCGAUCACAGGCCAGCAAUCACAGGCCACUGGAGAUUGUUGGCGCUUGCCGAGGGAGACACUCUUUGCCUCCUCCCUCCGUCGACUCUCCGCCGACCCUCCAUCCUCGCUCCGCUGUUCCGCGCACCUUAUAGGACAGGUUUCGCGAGACACUGCGACAUCAUCACCACGAAAUGGCCGACCGAAGCUAUGGAGAAGACCAUGUUUCGCCCGUUGGAACGGUCCUCCGCGAACCGACAUUUCCGAAUAUUACCGCCCACCCUUCGAACCCAGGGCAAGGAACGGAGCGCACACUGAGCAAAACAAAUGGACCGUCGCCUGCGGAUGUGACACGUGAGAAAGACGCGGCUCAGCCUGAGCAAUCGACUAGUCUCUCGCAGGCAGAUACACAGCAGCACACUUCCGGACCAGUUCGCCCUGCAAAGCAGAGGUUCGCGACUGAGCGACCAAAGCCAUCAGUGAGGCACUCGCUGCUGGGCAGGAAGCGCUCAGGUCCUCAUACCAACAAGGCAACACAGCUGAACAAAUCAACAACGUUGACAUUCGAUCCCUACUCCUCCGAGUCCGAUUCCGCCGACUCUUCAGAUGAGGAGACGUGCUACCCGCACAACAGCCUUGGCCACGAGGAUGGUCUGGCACGGCAAGAAUCUCGCAAGCGACGCGACGCCUCUGGGCCUUUUUCUCGCCUCAAAGUCGCAAACGAACACUUCAAGACCCAUGCCAAGGUGUCCAGGGCAGACGGGCGUCUAAAGCUUAGUAUACUAGAGAAGGAUCUGGACAGCGGAUACAUUGCAAAAGCACUGGGGGCCGUGUUGAAGAAGCACCCCAAGGAUGGAGAUGAUAGCGUUAGAACCUAUGACACGCGUGGACCCGACGCCGCCAAGAUUGCGCCCGAGGACGAUGAGAUGGAACACAACCCUGCACGCCGUAUCAAGCUAAACAUUGUCAUUAUCAUCAUAGGGUCUCGUGGAGAUAUCCAGCCUUUCAUCCGGAUAGGCAAGAUCCUGAAGGAAGACUAUGGGCAUCGAGUGCGCCUGGCUACGCACCCAGCGUUCAAAGAUUUUGUCGAGAAGGAUUCGGGCUUGGAAUUUUUCUCGGUUGGCGGAAACCCUGCAGAACUAAUGGCUUUUAUGGUCAAGAACCCUGGCCUGAUACCGAACAUCGAUACAAUCAAGGACGGAGAAAUCGGUCGGCGCAGAGCGCAGAUGUACGAGAUGUUCCAGGGCAUGUGGCGCGCCUGCAUCAACGCCACAGACGACGAAACAGACAAGGCUAACGCGAAGAUGAUGGGAGACAAGCAGCCGUUCGUAGCAGAUGCGAUCAUUGCCAACCCACCCAGCUUUGCCGCACCACACAUUGCUGAGAAGUUGGGUAUACCACUGCAUAUGAUGUUUACCUUUCCUUAUACACCCACCGUUCAGUUCCCGCAUCCACUUGCAAACAUCAAGACUAGCAACGUUGAGGCCCCGUAUAGCAACUUCAUGUCAUAUCCUCUUGUUGAGAUGAUGACAUGGCAAGGGCUUGGAGAUCUCAUAAAUCGAUUUCGCACUGAGGUUCUUCUCCUGGAAGUGGUCAGUACUCUGUGGGCGCCCGGACAACUCUACCGUCUGAAGGUGCCCUAUACCUAUAUGUGGUCGCCAGCAUUGGUUCCGAAACCGAAAGAUUGGGGUCCGGAGAUCGACAUCUCAGGCUUCGUCUUCCUCGAUCUUGCGACGAACUUCACGCCACCGGAUGAUCUAAAGGCAUUCUUGGAUGGAGGCGAGCCCCCAGUGUAUAUUGGCUUUGGAUCCAUUGUUGUAGACGAUCCAGACGGUUUUACCAAACUCAUUUUUGAAGGCGUCAGAAUCGCAGGUUGUCGUGCUCUCGUUUCCAAAGGCUGGGGUGGCUUCGGUUCGAAUGCGGACUGUCCGGAUAAUGUAUUCAUGAUCGACAAUACACCGCACGACUGGUUGUUCCCCCGCUGCAGCGCCGUUGUGCACCAUGGUGGUGCCGGAACUACCGCCAUCGGUCUGAAGUGCGCGAAGCCUACAAUGAUUGUACCCUUCUUUGGCGACCAACCGUUUUGGGGUGCGAUGGUCAGCAAAGCGAAAGCCGGAGCGCACGAGUGCAUUCCAUUCAAGAAUCUGAACGCGGAGCGCUUAGCUGAAGGUAUCAAGCAGUGCCUCACUGAGGAAGCCAGGGAAAACGUCAAGAAGAUAGCGGACAGCAUUGUGAGGGAAGGCGACGGCGCUUUGAACGCAGUACGCUCGUUCCACAGAUCCCUACCACUUCGAGGCGAAGGCAGCAUGCGCUGCGACUUUCUCUAUGACCGGGCUGCCGCAUGGAAGAUUAGAAACACGGAUGUGAAGCUUUCGGCCCUGGCGGCUGAGAUACUAGUGGAGAAGAAGAAGCUCAAGUGGAGCGAACUGCGACUUAUCCGACACUACGAGUGGAACGAUUUCGGUGGUCCCGGUGAGCCCUUGACAGGCGCUUGGGGCAGCAUGGUGAAGACACUGGUAGACGCAGCCAGCGGUGUCGGAGGUGUGCCCGUCGAGAUGGGUAAGAGCAUUAGGAAGCGGGAGAAAAUUCGGGAGAAGAAACGCAGGAUACGGAAGCGAAACGAACACAAAACGACUACGCUAUCGAAGGCGAAUGGCGAUGCGACUGAUGACAUGGCGAACAAGCAGCAUGAUCAAAAUGGCAGACCAAAACCAGAGCGUGAAGAAUCGACCCUGUCAAAGAUAUCGGAACCAGACGAGGACCUGGCACAGGAACUUGGCCACGAAGCUGUAUUUGGUUUCAGGAAAACAGGAAGGGCUAUCGUUCGUUUCCCCAUGCAAUUGACCCUAGCACUCCAACAAGGCUUCCACAACGCUCCGCGAUUGUAUGGCGACGAAACCGUCCGCCGCCCGCCACGAGUCACAGGCGUCCAUUCCGGUCUUCGCGCUGGUCGCGACGAACUUCUCCAUGGCGUCAGGGAUGGCGUCACAGGAAUCGUUAUGCAGCCAUAUCACGGUGCGAAGGAUAACGGUGUUGUGGGCGCUCUUCGAGGCAUAGGUUUCGGCGUUGGUGGCUUCGUGCUCAAAGAUAUUGCUGCGCUCCUCGGACCGCUCGCAUAUUCGAUGAAAGGACUGGAUGCUGAGUACUGGAAGCGCUACCAACCGACCGUUUACUUGCGGCGCGCUCGUAUCAUGCAAGGCCAGGUCGAGUUGCAAAAGCUCGAGUCGGAAUCGCGUGCGGCGCGCAUGGAUGGAGCGAAGGGAGGCGGUGGGAGCGUUGUUGACAAGAGAGAUGAGGCUGAGCGGAACGUUAGUACGAAAUGGCAGGCUUUGCAGCGGACUAUCGAGGAUGGAAAUACGCAUCACAAAUCCGGUGUCAUGGCCUCGCUCCUAGGCCAGGGCAAGACGAAAGAAGGGCAGCGAGUGCCGAGGAAGAGCUCUGAAAAGGAGGGAAGGCGGUCGCAGUCAAAGGCGAGGACCACGCCAAUUGCUCAAGCUGAUGAGCCCAUGAAAGCUGUCAUUGCAAAUGGAGGGCUGAAGCGGAGCAGCACUGCGCCAAUCAUGACGAUGGAGCAGGGCGCAAAGAACGGCCUGAAAGACAUCGAAGCACCACGUGCGCCAUGCGAACUCCAGUCGUCGAAGCCAGCUGCGCCGGAGAAUCCACAGCUACCAGACAUACCCAGGAAUAACUCAGAUCCCGAGCUUACUGAUGCAUCCAAUGACCACGCUGGAGCAAAAGAUCGCCCAUCAGCUUUGAUUGCGGAAGCGAACAAAACCCAAAGGCACUCCACCGACGCGAGCUCUGACAAGACAAGAGUCGGGAGCGACGCCACGGACUGGGCAGCUGUGCGACAGAAAGCUGAAGGGUUGGAGAAUAGAGGGCAGGCGCUUGAGGUUAGUGUAUAAGUGCGAUGACUUGGAAAGACAUGCAACGAAACUAUAUGGCGGAGCUUCCUAUUACGCAUUUAGCGUCAACACAUCAUCAUGUGCGUUGUACAUCAUUUUCCCAUUGCAUACUAGAUACCCAGAUUCUUUACUAUAAAUCUUCGCUU
Molecule: messenger RNA, 4069 nt
Organism: Cucurbitaria berberidis CBS 394.84
Lineage: Eukaryota; Fungi; Ascomycota; Dothideomycetes; Pleosporales; Cucurbitariaceae
Product: glycosyltransferase family 1 protein
Exons: 3
Coding region: 213-3923 (1236 amino acids)
Biological process (GO): carbohydrate metabolic process
Molecular function (GO): hexosyltransferase activity; UDP-glycosyltransferase activity
Source: RefSeq, a predicted model, not a curated record